This is a messenger RNA of Somion occarium, 2304 nucleotides long. The record is from the annotation of a GenBank genome assembly. Lineage: Eukaryota; Fungi; Basidiomycota; Agaricomycetes; Polyporales; Cerrenaceae.
AUUCCCAUGUAGCUUCUGACAGACGACAUGCCGGCGUGUUUUCCUGUUUGUCAUGGCACACUUUGCCAAUUUCCGGGAACUUGUUCAUGUCGAUUCUUGGUUCUGGUACUCAUCUGUUACGUAACUACACGUGUCAGCCCAUUUUUUCUCUAGUCCUUCGGAGGUAGAUGGUGUGAGGGAUUUGGCGGACGGGUCGGAAAAAAGGCACUGCUGAGAAGGUAUAAAGAUGUCUUCCUGACUGUUGAAACGAUGCGCAUCGCAUCGCUCAAUUACUAGGACACCCUUCCCCCAGCCCGAUUCGUCGAGCUAGCCUCUACUUCGCCCUCUCCAUUCCCCUCCCCCCUCGGAACGAUGUCAACCCAACUUCUUUCCACUCCCGCGACACACCCAUGGUCUCUUGCAGGGUUGGCGGACAAAGUAUUCAUGGCUGCGACAGAAGGCGCGUUCAAAUUGGGAGCAUAUUCAUGGGACAGCCCUAUCUGUCGAUUGGCUGAAGCUGCUGUUGUCUCGACACUGCGAAACAUUCGACAUGGACAGCUCCGUAUUUCUACACCUCACAAGACGUACCUGUUCCCAGAGUCUGCUUCUCCCGCGAAGGUACAAGCAGAAAUCCGCGUCCUGCGACCAACGUUCUGGCUCCGGUUGUGCCUGAUGUCCGAUCUCGGAUUCUCGGAGGCGUACAUGUUCGGGGACAUUGACUGCGACGAUCUCAUUCCUGUCUUUGCUACAAAUUCGAUCGAUCUUAUCUUCUGUCACAAUAAGGAAAGCCUCUCGUCUCUCCAUUCCAGGCUAGCUUCCGUUGUGGGCACCAUCUCGGGCAAGCUUGCCUCAAGUCGCUUCCUCAGUAACCUGACAAACUCUAGGGGUAACAUCAGUUGUCACUAUGACAUUAGUAACGACAUGUUCCAGGGUUUCUUGUCGAAGGACAUGACCUAUUCCUGCGCUGUCUUCACAGAUCACGAUGGAGACGUACGGUCUGAGAAGUCACGAUCUACUCGGGCAAUUGGCACUCGUUCCAGCUCGCCGUCGUCACCUCGAUCACACUCUUCUCGAUCGUCUUCACCUACCGCCUUCUCCUCCGACGCUGAGCAUGAAGACGUGUUCUCGAAACUCAGGGCUGCCGGACGAGAGCUUAUCUCAGGCGAAGCCGAUGCAGACUUCUCUGAUCCACUCUAUGCUGCUCAAGUUCGGAAGUUUGAGUACUUGAUUAGGAAGGCUGAUAUUCGUCCUGGUCACCGUGUACUCGAAAUCGGCUCCGGAUGGGGUCCGCUCGCCGUUCAUAUCACUAGCACUAUUCCUGGAACCACAGUUGACACCGUCACGUUGUCUGUGCAGCAGGCGAAGUAUGUCAAGGAACGUGUCAGGAAAGCUGGCCUCGGUUACGGCAAUGGCGAACAGCGUGUUACUAUUCACGUCUUUGACUAUCGCAACAUGCCGAAGGAGUGGGAGGGCAGGUUCGACAGACUUGUCUGCGUGGAGAUGAUCGAGAACGUCGGCAGAGAAUAUAUCGAGACUUAUUGGUCUCAAGUCGACUGGGCUCUUAAGAAAGACACCGGCGCUGGUGUUGUACAGGUCAUCACCAUUCCUGAAGCCCGCUACGAUGGUUACAUUCGGGAGCAAGAAUUCAUUCGCAAAUGGAUCUUCCCCGGCGGACAUCUACCAACUGUCACUCACCUUAUGACUGCUAUCAGGGACGGAUCUAAAGGUCGUCUCGUGGUUGACUCCAUAGGCAACAUCGGACCUCACUACUCUCGCACUCUGAGGGAAUGGAGGAAACGCUUCGUUGCCAAUUUCGACGAUUUCAUUGUUCCUUCCUUGAAGAAGGAAUAUCCGGACGUUAUGAAUGGACCAAACAGCGCUGAGGAGAUCGAGGUGUUCAAGAGGAAAUGGAUCUACUACUUCGCCUACUCCGAAAUCGGCUUCACAGAACGACUGCUCGGUGAUCACGUUAUCGCCUUCACUAGGGAGGGAAACACCGAUUACAGCUGCCAAGUCUUCUACUGAUCCUCCGAUGCACAUCCCGACGCCCUCCAUCGCUCUCAUCGACUCAAGACCCGUAUCCCCGUGGACAAUUUUCAAUUUCUUUCGGUUUCAAAUAUGCAACUCCCUCACCCGCUAUAUGUUCUAGGUCUCGCCUAGUGUACAGCAACUCUUGGGAAUUCCUGCGGCUCCCAGGAGUGUAAUUCUAGCACGCUCUCGUAGCACAACGUCCGCUGAUACGUUCUCGAAAUGUUGUCUGUUGUAACAUUAGUGUAUUAGUUUCUCGUGCUCAUGACGAUAAUGACAAAUGAUUCUGACGUUUCG